UGUCAAAUAAAAUUAAAGACAGAGUCAGUCAGUGCGUGUUAUUGUUAUAUUUUAUUUGGAAUAACAGCAAUUCAAAUAAUAAGAGACUUUCCACUUUAAUUAGAAUUAAUGUUAGUCAGUCAACUUAUUUAAAAUGCCGAAGGAGCAAUAUCGUGAGACUUACGUGGGGAGGAAGAUAUCCCAUGUCACGUUCAACGUGGAUAGUGCGUCGGAAAUCCAGAGAGCAGCCCACAUACAAGUGAUCACGAAGAACCUGUACGCACAAGAUGGCCAGAGAGUACCAGCGACCCAUGGGGUACUGGACAGGAGAAUGGGCACAAACCAGAAGGAUGCUGAUUGCGAAACAUGUGGGUUGGGGCUUGCGGAGUGUGUGGGUCACUAUGGCUACAUCGAGCUGGCCCUACCUGUCUUCCAUGUGGGCUACUUCCGCUCCAUCAUCACCAUACUGCAGACAAUUUGUAAGGAAUGUGCAAAAGUGAUGCUCCCAGAAGCCCUAAAGCGAUCCUUUCGUCGCAAAUUCUUAAAUCCGGAACUGUCAUACCUCCACAAGAAGACCCUCCGAGCGCAAGUCCUGAAGAAAGCCCACACCUUCUCCAAAUGUCCCUCGUGCGAAGCUCUCAACGGCGUGGUGAAGAAGAGUUCAACUGGUAUCCUGAAGAUCAUUCACGACAAAUACAGGAACAAGAAGUCAUCAGAUCCAGUUGUUGUGAGGGUGUUGAAGGAUUUCAAUCAAGCCAAGGAUUCCAAUAAGGAGUUGGCCACCAUGAUGCAUAGCGGCCUCAUUGUGGAAAUGAAUCCUUUGACAGUGUUGAACCUGUUCCGGCGGAUACCAGAAGAAGACAUCCCAUUGCUGGGCAUGAACAUCAAGCAAUGUCGGCCGGAAGACCUGAUCCUGACGCGGCUUCCGGUGCCUCCGCUCUGCAUCAGACCUAGCGUGGUUUCUGAGAUAAAAGCUGGCACCAACGAAGACGACCUAACAAUGAAGCAAUCGGAGAUACUUCUCAUCAAUGACGUCAUAGGCCGCCAUAUUGCCAGCGGGGGCAAGAGCGAGCUGGUGGUGCAAGAGGACUGGGACUACCUGCAGCUGCACGUGGCUCUGUAUAUCAACAGCGAGAUGUCUGGCAUCCCGCUCUCUAUGCAGCCCAAGAAGCCAGGUCGAGGGUUGGUGCAGCGCCUGAAGGGCAAGCAGGGCCGUUUCCGCGGGAACCUGUCCGGGAAGCGCGUGGACUUCUCCAGCAGGACCGUCAUCUCCCCGGACCCCAAUCUGCAGAUACAGGAGGUCGGGGUGCCAGUCCACGUGGCCAAGAUCCUGACAUACCCUGAGCAGGUGUUCCCGGCCAACCUGCAGUGGCUGCGGAAGCUGGUCUGCAACGGGCCUGACGUCCACCCGGGCGCUAACUAUGUGCAACAGCGGGGGCUGAGGAACAAGAAGUACCUCAAGUACGGCAACCGGGAGAAGAUUGCGCAGGAGUUGAAGUGCGGCGACAUCGUGGAGCGCCACCUGGUGGACGGCGACGUAGUCCUGUUCAACCGCCAGCCGUCGCUGCACAAGCUGUCCAUCAUGUGUCACAGGGCCAGGGUGCAGCCGCAGAGGACCUUUAGAUUCAACGAAUGCGUGUGUACUCCUUAUAACGCCGAUUUUGAUGGAGACGAGAUGAAUAUGCAUCUACCGCAGACCGAGGAGGCCCGGGCGGAAGCGUUGAUACUAAUGGGGAACAAGUCGAACCUGGUGACUCCUCGCAACGGGGAGCUGCUGAUCGCGGCCACGCAGGACUUCAUCACCGGCGGGUACCUGCUCACCCAGAGAGACACUUUCCUCACCAAGGGCGAGGCUCAACAGCUGGCCGCUUGCCUGCUGGCCGGGCCUGACGCCACGAUGCUCAUCCACAUGCCGCCGCCCGCAAUACUCAAACCCAAGAUACUCUGGACCGGGAAACAGAUAUUCAGUUUGAUAAUGAAGCCGAACAAACUUUGCGAAGUAAAAGCCAAUUUGGAGACAAAGGGCAAGAACUAUACCGGUAACAGAGAUAUGUGUGCGCAGGAUUCAUAUGUGAUAAUAAGGAACUCUGAGCUGGUGUGCGGGUCGAUGGACAAGAGCACCCUGGGCUCGGGCACCAAGACAUCUAUCUUCUACAUCCUGCUGCGGGAUUGGGGGGAGGAGUACGCCGUCAGGGCUAUGUGGAGACUGGCCCGCAUGUCGUCUUAUUACAUGAUGAACCGUGGGUUCAGCUUCGGCAUCAUCGACGUGACGCCCGGCAACAAGCUCAUUGAGGCUAAGAACAAGCUGCUUGACUCUGGGUACUCGAAAUGCGAUAGCUAUAUCUUGGAAAUGGAGAAGGGGACCCUGCAGUGCCAGCCCGGCUGCAGCAUGGAGGAGACGCUGGAGGCCGUGAUGCUCAGCGAGCUCAGCAGCAUCAGAGAAUUAGCAGCUAAAGCGUGCUUCAGGGAGUUACAUCCGACGAAUGCUCCGCUCAUCAUGGCGCAAAGUGGUUCCAAAGGGUCCAACAUCAACAUUUCCCAAAUGAUCGCUUGUGUGGGCCAACAAGCGCUGAACGGCAAGCGGGUGCCCAACGGCUUUGAAGACAGAUCACUGCCACACUUUGAAAGGCACUCCAAAAUCCCAGCCGCUCGCGGUUUCGUCGAGAACAGUUUCUACUCGGGCCUGACUCCUACCGAGUUCUUCUUCCACACGAUGGGGGGCAGGGAGGGGCUGGUCGACACUGCGGUCAAGACUGCGGAGACUGGAUACCUUCAGCGGCGACUGGUCAAGUCUCUAGAAGACUUAGUCCUCCAUUACGACAUGACAGUACGCAACGCUACGGGAGAAGUGGUGCAAUUCAGAUAUGGCAGUGAUGGUCUUGAUCCCAGCUACAUGGAGGGGAAGGACAGGCCUGUAGAUCUGCCCAGGGUGCUUGCCGAUGUCAGGGCUAAAUGUCCCGCCAGAGACGAAGAACCUCUGGACGGAGACGGCAUUGUGGUGGCUGCGGAGGAGACGCUGGCCCUCGACGACUUCAAGACUUGUCCGCAAGAAUUCAAAGCCGAACUGCUAACAUUUCUAAAGUCGAUCGCAGACAAAGUGCGGUCGGUGCGCACCCGGUACUCCUCGUGCGGAGCCCGGGGGCUCGUGCGGCAGCUGCAGCGGCUCACGCUGACGCAGCUGGUGCGCUUCCUGCGCGGCUGCCACGACAAGUACCAGCGCAGCAUCAUCGAACCCGGGACCGCCGUGGGCGCGCUGGCCGCUCAGAGUAUAGGCGAGCCGGGCACGCAGAUGACGCUGAAAACCUUCCACUUUGCCGGAGUGGCGUCCAUGAACAUCACGCAGGGGGUGCCGAGAGUGAAGGAGAUCAUAAACGCUUCGAAAGUGAUCUCGACGCCGAUCAUCACGGCCGAGCUGACAUACCCGUUGGACCAGGAGUUCGCGAGGAGGGUCAAGGGCAGAAUCGAGAAGACAACUUUGGGAGAAAUAACGACGUCCAUAGAUGAGGUAUAUCUUCCCAACGAAUGCUUCUUGUUGAUCAGGCUGGACGCCAAUAGAAUCAAGUUGUUGAGUUUGGAAGUCAACGUGGAUUCCAUAGUCUACUCGAUUUGCACGUCAAAACUGAAAUUGAAACCGGGUAACGUGCAAACGGUACCACCAUGGAUGAUCAAGGUGAUUCCCGAGCCAAGUAAGCAUGGCGGCUGGUUCAACAUGACUCUGCAGCAGCUGGCCAGGACGCUGCCCACCGUAGUCGUCAAGGGGCUGCCGCAGGUGUCCAGGGCGGUCAUCGCCUGUGAUGAUAGCAGCAGUCAACAGCGGUAUAAAUUGUGCGUGGAAGGGGAUGGACUGCGGGAUGUUAUAGCGACAUAUGGCGUCAACGGCACCAAGACAACGUCGAACAAUAUAUUAGAGGUGUACAAGACGCUGGGCAUCGAGGCGGCCAAGUCCACGAUCAUCAGCGAGAUCCAGGGCGUGAUGGCGGGGCACGGGAUGGCGGUGGACCGCCGGCACGUGGAGCUCCUCGCCGCGCAGAUGACCGCGCGCGGUGAGGUGCUGGGCAUCACAAGAUACGGUCUCGCCAGGAUGAAGGAAUCUGUGCUUAAUUUAGCCAGUUUCGAGAAAACAGCUGACCACCUAUUCGACGCAGCGUACUACGGCCAACGGGAUUGCAUUGAAGGAGUAUCGGAGUCCAUCAUCCUCGGAGUGCCGGCCGCUAUAGGCACUGGCGUGCUGCAGCUGCUGCACGACCACGGCCAGCCAGAGACCUCGCAGACCACGCAGCGCGAGUUGUUAUUCGACAAACCCGAGUUACAUACUUCUAUAUGGGAAUAAAUUAUGUUUAUA
This is a messenger RNA of Plodia interpunctella (Indianmeal moth), 4321 nucleotides long. It is a transcript of the gene Polr3A, whose product is annotated as RNA polymerase III subunit A. Gene Ontology annotation, cellular component: RNA polymerase III complex. Bases 134 to 4309 code for a protein of 1391 amino acids. Gene Ontology annotation, molecular function: DNA binding. The transcript is spliced from 29 exons. Gene Ontology annotation, biological process: DNA-templated transcription. NCBI's taxonomy places the organism in Eukaryota, Metazoa, Arthropoda, Insecta, Lepidoptera, Pyralidae. The record is from RefSeq and is a predicted model, not a curated record.